AUGGUCUGGGAUUUGAGAAUGCAGUCUUGUGUCAGGGCCAUGCUGCAACACGGCCGUCAAGUUGUUGACCUACGUGUGGAUUGGCCGACGUUUCAGGGCAUGAGCUGCUCCGCAGACCGCAGCAUCAUUCUCUGGGACCUCGAGGUGGCCGAGCCCUUGCAAAGGUUCGACAAGCAUCCUGGCAGCGUGUGGUGCUUGGAUGUGGACUGGGCUGGGCGGAGAAUGGUCACAGGAGCGGGGCCUGGAGACAACUCGAUCUUCGUGUGGGACUUCCGGGAUGGCUUUGUCGAGCGCCAGAUUCUGGGACAUGAAGGAAGUGUUUGGGCGCUUGCGGUUGACUGGGAAGUUGCCCACAAGGCUUUUGAGACGGCCCAAGGCGUAGGCCUCCAGACAGAGGCCGGCAUUGAGCCUCCAGACUCGAAUGUGCCAAGCAAGGAAGAGAUGCAGAGUGGAGGGGAGUCGCCCGACGGCAAGUCACACAAGGGAAAGAGAAGGAAGAAGUGGGUCAAGCGCCGGGUGAAGACCACCGAGUGA
Messenger RNA from Symbiodinium necroappetens, 534 nucleotides. The record is from the annotation of a GenBank genome assembly. NCBI's taxonomy places the organism in Eukaryota, Dinophyceae, Suessiales, Symbiodiniaceae.